This is a messenger RNA of Sporothrix schenckii 1099-18, 1032 nucleotides long. RefSeq lists its product as uncharacterized. The record is from RefSeq and is a predicted model, not a curated record. The transcript has 3 exons. NCBI's taxonomy places the organism in Eukaryota, Fungi, Ascomycota, Sordariomycetes, Ophiostomatales, Ophiostomataceae. The coding region runs from base 1 to 1032 and encodes 343 amino acids.
AUGGCCAAGGAGCUCGCACCGCCGAUGACGGCUUUUCCACAACUUUGUGCCGCUAGCCAAAACUCACCACUUGUCCAGGAUAUCGGGGGUUGCCUUCAUUCGCACUGUUCCCCGGCGGAUGCUCUAGACACCUUUCGUACGCUGUCUCGGCUUUGCCAAUGGCCAACGCGGUCCCGCAAGGCCAGACUUGUGGCUCUAUUUGCCAUCCAGGUGCCGGCAGUUAUCUGUCUUGCCCUGCGGCUGUUCGGGCGUAUAAAGCAGGCAGCUAGGCUUGCCAUCGAUGACUAUCUGGUGGCGCUGCUGACGGCAUUCUACGUUGACGAGGUGCUGUACCUCGCCAUUUUGACCUUGAUUAAGCUGUCCCUCCUCUUCCUGUAUCUCCGUGUGUUUGCACCCCAAGCACCACCGACCACACGUGAAGCCCGCCGCUACAGAGGCCACUACCGCACGUUCCGCAUCGCCGUAUUUGUGCUCGCCGGGCUUGUGCUCCUGCCAAACAUCAUCUUCCUCGUUCUCGACGCCUUCCAGUGCCGCCCCGUCAGCACUGUCUGGGCACGGUGGACGUCAUCGUCUGUCCCCCAGCACCAGCAGCCGUACGCCUGCCUCAACGUGCGUCUCUUGGCAUACGUGGCGGCAGCGUUUGGCAUCGCCCAGGACGCGGCCAUCCUGCUGGUGCCCUGGCCGCUGUUGUGGCUGCUCCGACAAAGCCUGGUCCGGCCGUCGCCGGCGUCAUCCGUCAGGACGUCUCCUGCCGCGACGGCUGUCAUGGUCACGGCUUUUGCCAUGUUUGGUCUCGGCGUCUUCGUGCUCGUCACCAGCUGCGUCCGUCUGCACUUUCUCGUGCACUUUGCCACGACCUCGCUCAACCCAACCUGGGACAACACCGACAGCCUCAUCUGGUCCGGGCUCGAGGUGUCUGUGUCGGUGAUUGUGAUGAGCCUGCCCACAGUGCGGGCAAUGGGCCAGCAGGCCUGGCGACACUGGUGGCCAAAGGGAAAAGCAAAGUCGAGGGCGAGGCAGAACGGGAGAUAG